GCUGGCUGCAGUGCUCUGGGCGGUGCAUUCUUUCCCAUUUGCUGGGAAAUCCUCCCAUUUUCCUGAGAAGGCCAGAGUGGAUGGGCACAUGGCACUCAGACUCCUUUGCAGUGAGAUGUAGCCACUUGACUAAAUUCUUGCCACUGUGCUAUCAGCAGAACUGGAACUCCUGAGAAAUCUCUCAAAAUGAGAAGGGACUUUCCUUCAGGACUAACCCCAAGAAGCCAUCUAACAGGAACAAAGACAAGGCAAGAUGGCUAACUGAAUCCUUAUGGGACCCAACUGGCAGGAUCAAACAUUGAUGGGAAGGCGUCGGGAGGCUGUGCUGGAGAAACUGAAGCAUGAAGGUCAGACCCAGAGGCGGGAGCUAUCCUGUGUGCCCGGGGCAAGGAACCUCAGACUGGGGAAUCCAGAGAGGACGGAGGGCAAAACUGUGUUAGGCAGCAAGGAUUACCAACCCAGUGGAAACUGAGUCACCCCAGGAAGAACUAGAGUUCUUCUAUUUAUAGGCAAAGCACCAAGCUCAGUUGGGGCCUGUGGGCUUUUCUGAAGUCUUUACAGUCUUUGGGGGGCAAGCCCCAAAGCAUAUGCUAGUUCACAUUCCUCUCAUGCUGCCUCAGAUUCCCCUUUUCAAUAGAACCCCGAGUAAUUGGACAGGAACAAAUAAGGUGGAGGAAAAUUGUGUUCUGCAAAAGGAGAGGACUGAAGGGUAGGGAGGUAGGCUGGGGGCGCUGGGACACCCAGCCCAGGGUCCACAGUGCCUGGGCUCUCACGGCCUCCUUACCCUGAGACACACCUUACAGGCCUCUCCUGGCUGUGAUGCCUUCACCUCCCUCGGGGUCAAGAUGGAAACUGCUAACAGUAACUUCCUGUACCUGGGAGGCCAGUAGGAGAAAGGCCGGGGAAACUGGAGGGGGAAUUCCCUUGGGGAGCCAAGGGUUGGUCUCCCCCAGAGACGCAGGAUGGCAAACGUAAUAACUGCUGCUUAAUAUCCCGCCCAAGGUAAAGUCAAUAAUUGCUCUGGGCAGUUCAGGCAGGUGGUGUGAGCAAGCAGUGGUGGCAGCAGAAACCUUGGGCCUGGGGAGAAGGGGAGCUUGCCAGGGAGGAUGUCUGCAUCCUGAACCAGAAGAGGACUGUGCAGGCUGUGAGUGGGGCCUCCUGAUUCUGCACUUUUCCAUCCUCCUCCAGAAUGACGCUUGACUGGCACAGUUCCUUGAUCCUCACAGCCUACAUCUUCAUCUUCCUCACGGGCCUCCCUGCCAACCUCCUGGCCCUGCGGGCCUUUGUGGGGCGGGUCCGCCAGCCCCAGCCUGCACCUGUGCACAUCCUUCUGCUCAGCCUGACACUGGCUGACCUCCUGCUGCUGCUGCUCCUGCCCUUUAGGAUCAUCGAGGCUGCAUCCAACUUCCGCUGGUAUCUGCCUCAGAUUGUCUGCGCCCUUACUGGUUUUGGCUUCUAUAGCAGCAUCUACUGCAGCACGUGGCUCCUGGCGGGCAUCAGCAUUGAGCGCUACCUGGGAGUGGCCUUCCCCGUGCAGUACAAGCUCUCUCGGCGGCCUGUAUAUGGCGUGAUCGCUGCUCUGGUCGCCUGGAUCAUGUCCUUCGGUCACUGCACCAUAGUGAUCGUUGUUCAGUACUUGAACUCAACUGAGCAGGUGAGAGAUGGGACUGAAGGCACCUGCUAUCAGAACUUCACCCAAGAGCAGCUAGACUUGGUGCUGCCCGUGCGGCUGGAGCUGUGUCUGGUGCUCUUCUUCAUCCCCAUGGUGGUCACCAUCUUCUGCUACUGGCGCUUCGUGUGGAUUAUGCUCACCCAGCCCCACGUAGGGGCCCAAAGGAGGCGCCGAGCUGUGGGACUGGCUGUUGUGACCCUGCUCAACUUCCUGCUGUGCUUCGGACCUUACAACCUGUCACACAUGGUGGGGUUUAUCUUAAGGCAAAGCCCCCAGUGGCGAGAGGAGGCUGUGGUGUUCUGUUCUCUCAACGCCACCCUGGACCCGCUGCUGUUCUACUUCUCUUCUUCGGUGGUGCGCAGAACUUUUGGGGAAGGGCUGCAGCUGCUGCGCAUUCAGGGCUCCUCCCUGCUGGGGUGCAGAGCGAAAGAGACGGCAGAGGUGGCUGCAAGUGGGAACAGGGGCAUGAGUCAAACAGAGAGAAGGCCAAGUUCGGACUUAAUCACAGACUAGCGAUUUCCUGCGACUUGGGGGGCGGGUCGGUGCUCUGGGCCCCAUGGGAGUUGAGCAGCCAGGGAGCCGGGAAGCUCCCAGAUGCAGGAAUCCUCCAGCCCAAACUAUGACUGGGACUUUGUAAAAACCUCUCUUGCUAGCUUGGUAUCCCUGCCUGUCUGAAUUUUCCUUCCCAAGUGAACAUAGCUCAGUGAUAUGAGGAGAAAUGGUGAGGCCUGGAAGCGCUGUCUAGCCAGGGUGUUGGAAGCAAGGUAGCUAAUACGAAUUCAGUCUUUGUGAGGAAGCUGGUGGCAGGGAAAGAUCUGGUGGAAGCAGAGUCCUAAAGCAGUCUUGCCACAAGCUUAAAAACAGCAUCUAGACACUGGUCUGGCUGUUGGUGCUGGAAAGAAGCCAAUGGGAAAGACAUGGAAGAGAAAUACUAAAUGAAGGCAAAGAAGUCUCCAAAAGGUGCUGAACUAAGGGGACUAGAAGGACUUAGAUCUCUACUGAUUCAGGGUUCACUGUAUCAGUUUGACCCAUUGUUUUGUAUGUGUGCUUCAUUUAUUUUCACAUUAUCAUGUCUGCUCCAUUAAACUCAGAGCUGCAUGUGCUCUGGGUUCCUUCAUCCUCCCUGUUACCCCAGGUCAGCAGGUGGCUUGGCACCCAUCAUUCUGAGAUUGACACUGAUUAGCACAGGAAAAAACAAUCUGUUCUGACAGAUCAAAAAUAAAGAUGAUGAAACUGUGAA
This is a messenger RNA of Heterocephalus glaber (naked mole-rat), 2912 nucleotides long. RefSeq names its product free fatty acid receptor 2. Gene Ontology annotation, biological process: cellular response to fatty acid; G protein-coupled receptor signaling pathway. Lineage: Eukaryota; Metazoa; Chordata; Mammalia; Rodentia; Bathyergidae. Gene Ontology annotation, cellular component: plasma membrane. Gene Ontology annotation, molecular function: G protein-coupled receptor activity. The record is from RefSeq and is a predicted model, not a curated record.